Molecule: messenger RNA, 681 nt
Organism: Mycena citricolor
Lineage: Eukaryota; Fungi; Basidiomycota; Agaricomycetes; Agaricales; Mycenaceae
Source: the annotation of a GenBank genome assembly
AUGGCACGUUCUUCCUCCUCGACUCCUGCACCAGCCUCUCCUUCUGCACUGGCGACACGCCGAUUACGCGGGUCACAUCAUGGGCCCCAGCCACUGGUUCUCACUGCGGAUCCCGGGCGCAUCGAGCCCCCGAGCAUGAAAAGCGCGCCUCCGCUCACGAGCUCGACCGCGAUCGACUCGCCCUUUGUCCAGACGCCCCGCACGCCGUACUUCUACUUCGACGAGCCGUUCGAUGCUGCCGACACCUCGAACGCCGGCGGUAGCAGCAGCAGCAAUGACGCCGCACGGGCGAACCAAAGCGGGAAGGACAAAUCCCCCUCCUCCUCCUCGCCGUCUUCCCCCUCCUCGAUGACGCAGUCCUUCCGACGGUUCGCCGCGCGCGGGCUGCGCGUCAAGAACCUCUUCUCCCCACCGAAGCCUCAGUCACCCCGGCGCAUCGAUCCGGCGCAGAUAUCCCUUCCCCUCGAGCGGCCCGCGGACCGCCCGGCGGCGGCGGUGACGUCCGCGUGGUACGACGACCCGGAGUCGCAGUCGCAGUCGCGUUCGCCCCCGCCGGUGCCACGUGCGAUCGUAGUGUAUCCUGUGUCGGACUCGGAGUCUGGUUCGGAGUCGGGGUCGUCGUACGAGAACUAUCCGGAGGUGUAUAGUGAUGCGCGGGAUCAUGAUGCUGCGCUAGGGUGA